Messenger RNA from Pangasianodon hypophthalmus (striped catfish), 3918 nucleotides. RefSeq names its product guanine nucleotide binding protein-like 1 (gene gnl1). Lineage: Eukaryota; Metazoa; Chordata; Actinopteri; Siluriformes; Pangasiidae. Gene Ontology annotation, molecular function: GTPase activity; GTP binding. The coding region runs from base 156 to 1970 and encodes 604 amino acids. The record is from RefSeq and is a predicted model, not a curated record. The transcript is spliced from 12 exons.
GGUAUGAUCCAUCUCGCUUGGUCGCAGUUUGGCGUCACAGAAAAAAGUAACGUGCAGCAGAAACUUCACUGUAAACAGUGAGGGAGCUAGCACAGCUAACUGGCUACAAAAGCAGCAGCUAGUGCUCGUGGUGUUCUGUCUGCCUCCAUUCCAACAUGCCUCGGAGGAAGCCGUUUAGCAAUAAACAGAAAAAGAAACAACUUCAGGUCAAGCGCGAGAAAAAGAGAGGUGAUACAGGCUCGGGUCAGAGUAGCCGGAAUGCAAGUAUAGAGAGAACCGUUAGACGGGACAGACAGUCAGACACAUCAGACAGCGAGACGACGGAUAUAAGGAGGAUCAACCACCAGCCUGGCACCAGAGACAGCAGAUAUGACCCCAACAGGUUCCGGCUUCACUUUGAGAAGGAGAGCAAAGAGGAGGUGGAGAAAAGGAAGAAAACGGCCAGAGAGAAAAUAUUGCAAGCAGUUCCAGAGAGAGACCUGGAGAUGGACAUAACAGAGGUCUACCCUGAAGAGCAAGGGCUGGAUUUCCCACGAAGGCCCUCUUGGCAUUAUGGGAUGCACAGAGAAGAACUAUUGAGGAAGGAAAAGAAGGCAUUUGAUGAAUUUCUGGAGGCUCUUCAUUCCAAGAAUCCUACUGACUCCCUCAGCCAUUUUGAGCACAAUCUGGAGACAUGGAGACAGUUAUGGAGAGUAUUAGAGAUGUCCGAUGUCGUUCUGCUUAUUGUGGAUAUCAGACACCCAGUGCUGCAGUUUCCUCCUGCUCUGUAUCACUACAUCACAGGUGAACUGCAGAAGCAGGUAAUUGUGGUGCUGAAUAAGGUUGACCUUUGCCCUGCGCCACUUGUGUUGGCAUGGAAACACUACCUGAGCAAUCACUUUCCUCACCUGCAAUGUGUGUGCUUCACUUCACACCCUGGACAACCUUACAGCAGCUUGUUUCAGAAAAAGCGAAUGAGGAGAAAGGGUGGGUGGGGCCAGGCAGGAGGACCAAUCCACAUUAUGAGGGCAUGUCAGGAGAUCACAGCAGGAAAAGUGGAUUUAAGUAGCUGGGAAAAGAAAAUACAAAGAGAUGCACUGGCCAUGGGAAGAGAGGGCGAAUGGUCUGAUGAUGGGACGGAGACAGUGCUGAUGGAACACAACACUGAUGUUGCCAUGGAGCUGAACAGUCCCACACGAGAACUUUACAAAGAUGGAGUUCUCACAUUAGGCUGUAUAGGGUUUCCUAAUGUAGGGAAGUCUUCAGUGUUGAAUAGUUUGGUUGGUAGGAAGGUUGUGAGUGUGUCUCGAACUCCUGGUCACACAAAGUAUUUCCAGACGUACUACCUCACCCCUACUGUUAAACUGUGUGACUGUCCUGGACUCGUCUUCCCCUCUAAAGUCAACAGACAGCUACAGAUUCUGGCUGGUAUUUACCCAGUGUCCCAGCUGCAGGAGCCAUACAGCUCGGUGGGAUAUCUGUGUGAGCGCACUCCUUUCCUGUCAGUACUAAAACUUACACACCCAGAACAGAAUGCUGACACACCACACACUACCAGCACACACGAGUGGACAGCCUGGGAUGUAUGUGAAGCGUGGGCAGAGAGAAGAGGCUAUAAGACAGCAAAGGCAGCACGGAACGAUGUUUAUCGAGCCGCUAACAGCCUGCUGCGCUUGGCAACAGACGGGCGCUUAUGUCUGUGCUUGUGGCCACCAGGAUACACACAGAACAAAGAUAAAUGGGAGUCCCACCCAGAUUUGGCAGAAAUCAUCGCUCUACAGGGAAGAAGGCCUGAGGAUGAAGAGAACGGAGACAGGGAUGAGGAAGAUGAAGAGUCAAGCUCUGAGCCAGAGGAGGAAGACGACAGAGACGCAGAUGAUGAUGAGGAUGCCGAUGGAGACGAUGAAGAUGAAAGUGUGAGGUCCGAUAAAAAAGGCAAGGCCUACAGCAUGAACAUGUUUGGCCUGCUGGGAGAGAACGAGUGCGAGUGAGGGAGCAGCUCGAUUUCAGCGCUCAUUCUGUCAUCUCAGUCAGUCACAUUCUUUGUUUCUCAGAAUCCUCUUGUCUGCAUAUUUAGAACUCAGUUUAAGUUGUUACUUAUCAUUUCUCAGUCAAGUACAAACGCUUUCAUCACACUUGCAGAACUUACACUCCUCAAUAUGCCUGUUCCUGCUUGUGUAAGCAGCUGAGUGUGUGUGUACCUCUAUACCCUCUCUCAGCUUUGUUUCAUGAUAGUAAUUUAAAAUUUUCAUUUAAUCUCGUGUUUGAGAGUUUAGAUUGAAUGUAACUACAGUCGGCCAAUUGUGCAGACUGUGUAUUUGAGUACAAUCGUUGAUUGAUCAAGAAUCUGUGAGUUCACAGCUUUAUUGCCAAAGGUUAGCAGAAGGUCACUAAUUUCAAUAAGAGAAAAGACAAAUGGAAGCCUCAGUGCUGCAAGACCCUGCAUGCAGCUUUAGGACAAAUAAGCCAGGUGCAUUUAAGGGAAGUAAGUAAAUACAAAAGCCAGCCAUGAAGUAAAGAGGUAACUAAGCGACAAUGUGAAGUAGAGAACCACAGAAGUGAAAAGAGAGUGUAGUGGAUAUCUAAAGCACUUUUUAAAUUAGGAAGAACUGUUCAGUAUUUCUGAAUAGAUCUUACCAGACCAGGGGUGUGACUGACAUAUACAGUUACUGCCUACUCAGGCUGUGGAGGAAAACAUUGAGUCAUGUCAGAGUUAGAUAAAUUGAAUGUAAGUUGUGUUCUCAGAUCCCGUUUUUGAAGACAUGCAUGCAUCCUCCGCUGUCCUACAAUGGCAGCAACAUAUUUCUAAUGCUGUGCUGCCUUUCAAAGAACAUCUCAAACUGUUUCCUUACAGUUACCUUCAUAGCUGUUGAAGCUCUGCCUUCUAAAUCACUGACUUAUAAGAUAGCAUAGGUAUCAAGGCUUCUGUUUUUGACACAGCUCAGGUUUUGAGCGAUAAUAAGGAAUGUAUUUGAAAGUACUUGUGGGUAAUUUCUGCCUUUCUGAGUUCAAUAUAAUUCCUACACUAUGACAUUCUAUUGUUGAAGGUAUUUCCUGGCAUUGGUUUUGCGUUAGUGCCAUCAGAAUUUUUUUUUUUCCCUUGAUAAAGAAUCUUGAUAAUGGGACUAAUAUGAUACAUAUUUGAUUUACUGGUUGAAUAAAAUUUUGUAGUAUGCAAAAAAAAUAUAUAUAUAAGCUUGCAGAUUAUUAGCUGUACACAUUAAAAAAAAAAAAAAAAAAUCAGUGACUUGUUUUUAUGCUAUGGAGAUGAUAUUUUGUUACGUGAUAUAGAUUUAUAUAUGGGCCAGUCUGAAUGGGUCUGAUGCAGGGUUUGUAAUGUGGGGUUAAAGGGAGCUUGUUUGUGCCUGUGCUCAUCACUGAGCUAAACUAUGCAUGAUUAGGAAUUUUUGGUUAGAUUAGAAAUGAAAGAAUUUGCUAUGUUAAUUUGCCCCAACAAGACAGAAAAGACUGGCACCUUUGUGUAUGAUACGCACCAGUGAGGUGUGAUUUGCACUGAGUUAUAUUCAUGAGAACAUUUAAGAGGUUUAUAUUAUGGGACAUCGUAACGGAGUUUAAGCACUUGAAUAUGAUGCAAAGUAAGAGAAUUGAUAGAGUAAAUGCUGAUAUCCAAGGACCAUAUUCCUCAAUUAUUCAUGUCUAGGACUCCCAAAUCAGGACUGAUACAAUUCCAGUAUAGUGUUAAGCCCUCAAAAUAUUAUCUGACAUCUUAACACUAACAGACAGACAGGGAACAUGAUCAUAGACUUGUUUGAAAUAUAGAUGCCUUAUGAAUGCUGACAGAUUUGCUCUCGAGUGUGCAACUGUAAAGUGGAUGUGUGUCUACCGUGUGCGAGUGACCCAGUAAACAAAUGUAUUUUAUUGCUUAUAUUGAAUUGGUCUGAAGUAGCCCUCUGCAAUAAAGAUGAAACGUCUUUAUCA